AACACCUGUGGCAUUAAUGGAAGAAACCCAUAUACAGUCCUAACCUGAUGAGUGAAAUUUUUGAAUGCGACAAAUAAAUCGUGUGAUAAUACGUUCGGCAAUAUGAGUGAAAUUAAAAAUUUCUCGGAUUUAAAACUGAAUUCUUGGCUCCUUACACAAUGCGAUACGAUGGGUUUAAAAAAUCCCACUCCCAUUCAGCAGAAUUGCAUUCCCCGAAUAUUAGCAGGUGAGGAUUGUAUAGGUUGUGCAAAGACAGGUAGCGGUAAGACUCUUGCGUUUGCUCUGCCUAUUUUACAAAAAUUGUGCGAAGAUCCGUAUGGUAUAUUUGCUCUUGUGUUAACGCCAACAAGAGAACUAGCUUUUCAAAUUGCUGAUCAAUUUGCUGCCAUUGGCAAGGCUAUCAAUUUGAAGAAAUGCGUAAUUGUUGGUGGCAUGGAUAUGAUGGUGCAAGGAUUGGAAUUGUCCAAACGGCCACACAUAGUUGUAGCUACUCCAGGCAGACUAGUAGAUCACUUAGAUAGCUGCAAUACGUUUUCCUUGCAGAAAAUUAAAUUUCUUGUAUUGGAUGAAGCUGAUAGAUUGCUAGGUGGUCAUUUUGAUGAACAACUUAAGAAAAUAUUUGCCGCAGUGCCCAAACAAAAACAAGUAUUAUUAUUUAGUGCUACAAUAACAGAUGCUCUUGAUAAAGUGAAACAAAUAGCCUCUAGUAAAGUUUUUAUGUGGGAAGAAGAGGAUGAUGCUGGUAUCGCCACUGUAAGGGAAUUAGAUCAACGUUAUGUACUAUGUCCUAAGGAUGUACUUGAUUCAUUCCUAGUAGAAGUAAUUAGGACAUUUCGUGCUACAAACAAGAAUGGGUCUAUUAUGAUAUUCACAGAUACUUGCAAGCACUGUCAAUUAUUAUCAAUGACGCUGAAUGAUGUUGGAUUUAUAAACGUGGCUCUUCACGCGAUGAUAAAGCAGAAGGAACGUUUAGCAGCACUAAAUAAAUUCAAGUCAAAUCAUGUACAGAUUUUAAUUGCCACCGAUGUUGCAGCGAGAGGUUUAGAUAUCCCAACGGUAGAAUUAGUCGUUAAUCAUAUUAUACCGAAUAUACCGAAGGAAUACAUUCAUAGAGUUGGUAGAACAGCUCGCGCAGGUAGAGGCGGUAUGGCGAUUAGCUUGAUAACUCCAAACGAUAUCAAAUUAUUACACAUGAUUGAAGACACUAUAGGCACUAAAUUAACGGAAUACAAGGUAGAUGAUAAGGAAAUUGUUACAAUCUUAACGCAAAUAUCAGUGGCGAAACGAGAAGCCGAGAUUAGGCUGGAUGAGACUGACUUUUAUGAAAAGAAAAUGAUCAAUAAGCGAAAAAAAUUAAUCUUAGAAGGUAAAGAUCCGGAUGAGAUAGAAGAGUUUUUAGAAGAGCAAAAGAAAAAGAAACAUAAAAAACCAGAAAAGAAAAAAAAAUUAGAACAAACCAUUUCUACAUGAAAUAAAAUUAAUGUAUAUAAUAUAUAAUGUAUAUAAUGUGAAAUUGAAAAUAAAAUAUAUAUAUUACACAA
This is a messenger RNA of Cataglyphis hispanica, 1541 nucleotides long. It is a transcript of the gene Dbp45A, whose product is annotated as probable ATP-dependent RNA helicase DDX49. The transcript has 6 exons. NCBI's taxonomy places the organism in Eukaryota, Metazoa, Arthropoda, Insecta, Hymenoptera, Formicidae. Bases 103 to 1470 code for a protein of 455 amino acids. The record is from RefSeq and is a predicted model, not a curated record. Gene Ontology annotation, molecular function: ATP binding; nucleic acid binding; RNA helicase activity.